Saprolegnia parasitica CBS 223.65 is the source of this 3277-nucleotide messenger RNA. RefSeq names its product TKL protein kinase. The transcript is spliced from 25 exons. Gene Ontology annotation, biological process: protein phosphorylation. Gene Ontology annotation, cellular component: cytoplasm. Gene Ontology annotation, molecular function: protein binding; ATP binding; protein kinase activity. The coding region runs from base 1 to 3258 and encodes 1085 amino acids. The record is from RefSeq and is a predicted model, not a curated record. Lineage: Eukaryota; Oomycota; Saprolegniomycetes; Saprolegniales; Saprolegniaceae.
AUGGCGUGGGGGGAGAAGGAGCUCUUGUAUGCUGCAGCUGACGGUCGACUGUACGAAGUGAAGGACUUCGUGGAAGAAGAAGGCGUCGAUCCCAACUUCAGAGAUGGCGAUGGAGAUACACCUCUGAUUCGCGCUGCGAGAGACAAUUAUCUCGAAGUUGUGCGCCUCCUCUUGGCCGCCAACGCCGAUGUCAACGCCACAAACUACGACGGAGCCACCGCGCUGCACGUGGCCGCUGCCAACGGCUACGAGGCCAUCGCGCAGCUGCUGCUGGCCAAGACCGCGUCACUCUCGAUCUACAGCGACCAUCGAGGCAAUCUGCCGCUGCACCUUGCGGCCGCCAACGGUCACUUGACCAUCGUCGAUCGGUUGCUCAAAGACUCGACCCUCAGCGGUCUCAACUGCACCAACAACGAGGGCUGGUCACCCUUGACAGUCGCAGUUCAGAGCGGCCACGCGCCCGUCGUUUCGCGCUUGCUUCAAUCCGGAGCGUCGCUCGACUUCACUGCCAGCAAUGGAUGGACGCUGCUGCACGAAGCUGCGGCGACAGGAAACCUCAAAGUGAUCCAAGCCCUCCUCUCGACCCAGCUCAACAUUUUUGCCAAAACCACGGCGGGCGAGACACCCUUGAUGACCGCGACGCGAAAGCAACGCCCCAACAUCAUCCUCCAAGCCUUCAGAGACAUCGAGGCCGCUGAAAACAAACGUUUUUUGGACGCCGUUCGCAGUGGUGAAAAGGCCCACGUCGAUUCCCUUCUCAAAAAAGGCGUCAACGUCGACACCAAAGACGCGACGGGCUUCUCGGCGCUGCAUGUGGCUGCGUCGUUGGAUCAGUUGACAGUUGCGUUGCUACUUGUGGCUGCUGGUACCACCCUCGACGCAGCGGAUGCGGACGGUCCGACUGCGCUGCACACUGCUGCGUCUGCAAACUGCGUCCGCGUCGCCGAGCUACUCGUGGUGGCAGGAGCCAAGUUGGAUGCCACGGAUCUUGAUCGACGCCAGCCGCUGCACGUCGCUGCUAUGCAAGGACACGCUGCCGUCGCGCAGUGCCUAUUGGAGCGCGGCGCAGAUAUCAACGCACUCGAUGGGGCCGGGAUGACGCCGCUGCAUCACGCAGCCAUGAAGGGCUCUGGCGCGGUCGUCAAAUUGCUCUUGAAGGCCAACGCGUCGGUCUCUGCCCAAAACAAAAAAGGGGAGACAAGUCUGCACGUGGCCGUCACCAAGAACCACGUUGCGUUUGUUCAGCUGCUGCUCGCGCAGGAUGCGACCCUGCCGCAACACGGCGACAAGUUUGGUAACGUGCCUCUGCACCUCGCGGCGGCGUGUGGUCAAGUGACGAUCGUCGACGCGUUGCUCAAGAAUGUCGACAAGAGUGGCAUCGACGCCAUCAACCACGAAGGCGACUCGCCCCUUGUCAUCGCCGUCAAGAAAGGCCACGUUGACGUUGUGUCGCGCUUGCUACAAGCCAAAGCAUCGCUGCGCUGCACGACGAGCACGGGGUGGACGCUGCUGCACGAGGCGGCAGCGAGCGGCAAUCUCAAGGUAAUUCAAGCGCUCGUCGAGACGCCGCUCAACAUCGUUGCGAAAACCACGGCGAGCGAGACGCCACUCAAGAUCGCGAUCGACAAGCAGCACGCAGACGACGUCCUCCAAGCUUUGAGAGACGCGGAGGCCGCUGCGAAUCGGCGCUUCUUGGACGCGGUGUCGAGUGGUGACGUCGAGCUCGUCGACGCGUGUCUCAACAAGGGCGUCGACAUCAACACGACAGACGAGAAGGGCCGCACGGCGCUGCACGUGGCCGUGACCAAGAACCACGCAGAUGUCGUCGAGCAACUCGUGCGUGGAGGUGCUACGCUCGUUGUUUGCGACGCGGCCGGCACUUCGCCUCUCUUCCUCGCGGCGCAGCAAGACAAGGCGGCGAUGGCCGAUGUGCUCUUGACGUCGUUUGAGGCAAUGGCGACUUGUAUCCGCUUGAGCUACGCCGAGGCCGUCGACAAGGGCCACAAGGCGGUCACUGAUGUGUUGUUUCCGCACCUGCAGCAACGCGUCGCGGAUUCGGAUCCGGAUCCGGAGGCGGACCGCGCGGCCAAAGAGGCCAGCCGAGACGCUCUCCUUUCCAUCUUCCGUGUCGCCUUGGACAAGGCCGAUAUGGAGGCGACCUUGGUAAAAGCCGUGGUGGUCGGCCACGUCGACGCCGUGCAGUGCCUCUUGGCGAUGGGCGCCGACCCGACGACGAUGCGACCGGAGCAAGACGGGUGGACGCUUCUGGCAUUGGCGAUCCGGCAAGCCAACGACGCUGUCGCUCAAGUGCUCUAUCCUUAUCUGUACCCAGGUCCAACGGCGGCUACGGCCGACGCGCUCGUCAUCGAGGGGGAAAUCUUUGGUGGCCCCGCCGUCACCGUCAAUAAGGCCACGUACGGCGGCAAGGCCGUGGUCACAAAAGGUCCCAGUUUCCCCAUCCCGCGCGAGAUCAAGAAUUUUAUGAAAGAAAUCGACACGAUGCGCACGUGCACGUCGCCAUACCUCCAGCCGCUGCUCGCAGUCCUCGACAAUGGCUCCGAGAAGCCGCACUUCGUCCCGCCCGAGACGUUUCUGUACAGCCCGACGAUGAUCAUGGAGUACAUGGAGCUCGGGGACUUGCACAAGUACCUUCAGAAAAAACGGUACACUCACGUCGAGAUGGAGCUCUCGACGAGCGAGGUUGCGCUUGUCGUGGCGUUGGCGCUGGCCGACCUCCACCGUCGCAAGGUGAUUCACCGCGACGUCAAGAGCCUCAACAUCUUUCUCUCAAAGACGCACUACGUCCGGCUCGGUGACCUUGGCUCGGCGCGCGCCCAUGACCCAGCUCAAGUGAUGUCAUCGAACGCUGGCACACUAAUCUGGACGGCGCCCGAGGUGCUCCGGGACCCGGAUCAUGCAGGCGAAGGACGCAUGUACACGACGGCCGCCGACAUUUACUCGUUUGGCGUCGUCUUGACCGAGCUCGACACCGGCGAACUGCCGUUUCACGAUAUUGUCGGUUCCGAGCGCGGUUCGAUCCUCACCAAGGUCCUCGCGGGAGAGUUGCACCCGACGAUGAGUGCGACGUGCCCUCUCUGGCUCCAGACGCUUGCCAACCAGUGCAUGGCGUUCGAUCCAACAAACCGUCCGACCGCCGAUGCCAUUGUUCAAGAGCUCUUGCUCCACCGCCACGAUGACGCGCCGGCCAGCACCGAUGACGUUUUGGCUCCCAGCCCUAAUACGAGCGCGGCUCCGUAAGUGUUAAUCUCUGCGUCGA